AUGACAAAGUUGAAGAGGAAAGGUGAGAAACAGCAGCCUUGCCUUACACCACUGCGUGGUAACCUCAACCGAAAACUUGACGUACGUGUCCGCAGUUUCCACCACUGGCGUAUUGCUACCAACGAAAAAGCUGAUAUAUUUUUUACCCAGAUCUGCAGGAUUAUGAGGCGAACAAUCAAAAACAUUACAGCCACGCCUGAUAUUUCUGUAUGCAAAAUUCCGUGUGCUUUAUCGACAGCUAAAUUCAUCAAAAUGGCCUUCUACAUACGCAACAGACAAGCUGUUCUUCGUUCGAUAUCGGAGGAGAAUAAGUGGCUGGUUGUAAAUUUGCUCGUCGGGAUGUGCAUUUUAAUUGAAUUAAAAUUUUUGCCGAUCUAUCACCUGUUCAGUUUGCCUGAGGAAACGCUGGCAUGCUACUCGAUAAUAGGAUGUGUUUUCCUUGUGAUUUGCGGGAUUUCAGCACUAUAUCAUAUCAUCAUUAUGUGUCGUUCAUUCCUUUUCCUAAAACUGGGUGACCAAGUUGGAAUUGUAGAGAAAAAGACCCCCUUGAAUUCUCCGCCAUGUGUGAUUUACGGACCAACGAUGUUCCACUCCUCCCUACUACGAGAACUCCCAGGGUUUCCUCGUCAGGGUGCGAAUGCGGUUUCCAUAUCUUUGGAACAACCGGGUUUGAACAGCUCAGCUUCCGGGGAUAUGCUCAGGUCAAUGCUCUCAACCAGUCCUAAGUUUUCUUCCAGUCCCUAUAUGCGACCAGAUGGCUUUCCAGCUGCAUUUGCUUCUAUGGCGGAUAAGAGUGCUUCUUUCUCAAGUCGAUCAGCACACGCCCUGUGUUCCGCAUCUUUACUAGAUAUUGCUUUAAGCCCAAUUGCCGGUCCACCAGUCCUCGUGUCAGAUACGACAGAGCUUGGAUACCGAUUAUCUAAUUCUACAAACAUGUUCCAGUCAACGACUUGGUCCUCCCCACGCUGGUCGUCAGUUCCACACCAACCGUUGCAGUAUCAACUUUCCUGUUCCACUUCAGCAUGUUCCGGGCGAAGCUGGCUUGAAGACCCGAAACAGAAGUCCGCAUCAAGUCUAAAGACUUCACUGUCGGAUCUUGGUUUCUUAGACACUCGCUAUUCACGUCAAAAUCCACGCGAACAACCAAUGGAACGGAGCUCUGAUGAGUACUGGAACGAAAAUAAGAUAACUGCUUCUUGCUUGGCUCAAUGGACAAUGGAUCUACGAAAAUGGCUUCAUGGAACGAUUGUUCGGCGGUUGGUGGAUGAAAUUGCGGCAGUUAAUCGUCACUUCAAUGAAACUUCAGGAGAGGAAGUAGCGAUCGGCUCAACAACACUUGAAACACUCCAGCAGCUCUGUUCCACUAAAUACCAGUAUCUUCCUACCUUGCCCGUCCUGUUGUCAUUCCUGGAGUUCUCGAAGGAUCACGGAUAUUUGGUUAACCGAUUGAAAGAACUAGCUCGUGGGAGUUGUCUUGAGGAUUUUCGUUGGGAUUCCGGUUCACGAAGUUCUUCUUGGCCUUGGAAAGAACAUCUACCCAACGACAGCCUGAUUCUUCUACAUUUGUUCGCAACCUACAUGGAUACACGUAUGCCUGCGCAUCCCAAGUGUCUCACUGGCCGUGUGUUCAGUCAACUGUGUAUUGUUCGUCAUCCAGACAAGCCCGACCUGAAAUCCAAGUUCAACUCUCAACUCUAUCAAGUCACAGUUCAGCCCCCGCAUUUCAAGCUUGUUCUGGAUGGAAAAAUAUACUCUUUUCAGCCAGGUCCCGAUAACUUGUUCCAUGUCAUCCUGAUGUGUUUCCAUCAUGCUCUUAAGUUGGACGGGAAAUUCAGGUCCAUUAAUCUUGGCCCGUCUGGUUUGAAUAUGGCAUGGAUUUUUACACCGAAGUAGUUUUCACGGGUCACUUUUAGGCUUUAUAAACAUACCUGAGCUUCCAUUACGUGUAACAAUCCCAUUCCCCAGUGUUUUCUCCCUUAAUUGUCAAACUAGAG
Molecule: messenger RNA, 1994 nt
Organism: Opisthorchis viverrini
Lineage: Eukaryota; Metazoa; Platyhelminthes; Trematoda; Opisthorchiida; Opisthorchiidae
Exons: 14
Coding region: 1-1893 (630 amino acids)
Cellular component (GO): membrane
Source: RefSeq, a predicted model, not a curated record